CGCGGCGCGGAGCUGCGGAGCCGGCCGCACGCCCGCUCCCGCUCGUCGCGCCGCCGGGGCAGCCGCGGGCCGCAGUCCCUCGUUGCGCGCUCCGAGCCGCGGUCCCCAGUCUGCGCUCGACGUCUGAUUAUGAAAGGGAAAGUGGCCCUUUCACCACCUGGCUCCCAGGCUGGGAGCUUUUGUCUGGGAAGGAGUGCACACGGCCUCAUCCACUCCCCACCUCCCAGCCCCGAAGAAAUUGAGAGUGAGGACUCAGUACGCCUUGAGGGCUCCCUGGGUCUGCUCUUAGCUCCCUGCUUCCUCCCCACUCCGAAGUUGCAAGCUUGCAACAAGGAAGUCGUGCAGCCGCCAUUGUCGGGCUGUCCGGGGCAGGGGAGGCAGCUGCAGCUGCUUAUGUAAGUUUUUGGCUUUGCGGGCAGCCGGCUCCCUGCACUGUAGCGCGGCUCAGCGCGCCCGCAGUUUGGAGAGCAAUUAGGAAGGGGCAGCCUUAUUGUGAAGGUGGUGUUGGGGCUACGUCUUUUCCUACAUGUGCCUACACAGAUGCUAGCAACAGCUGUCUUCCAGUUUUGACUCACCUGAACUUAGCGAUUGGAAUCUCUCAAUGGCAAGGGAGGCGGGGCGGGGAGGAGGCCGUCAUGGACACACAUGGUCUCCUUUCCAGGUCUCAUACAUCUUGAGAGAGAGCGGGGAGAGGGGUGGGUGGCCAAGUACACACUAGCCAAAAAAAAAAAAAAAACAGUAACAACACAUUGAUACGUUGUCAUAGCUAUUCUAAGGCCACUCCUCUCCCUGGUCCCAUGCACUUGUAUCCCACAAGCCCUAGGACGAGUUAGUGACUACAGUAGUAAGUGUCACAGUAGUAAGGUUUUUGCAUGGGGUGCCUAGUCUCUGGAUGACUACAGGCCUGGGGGCUUCUAGGGAAUACGGAGGCAGAAGCACGUAGAAUGAUAACUCAAAAUCAUCUUUUGGAAAUGUUGCCUAACCUCAAACUUCAGAUGAGACAUCCCGCUUCUACGCUGGGCAGCUCGGUGCGUUCACUUUUCUUUAGAAGGAGCUUAUGGGUUUCAAGGUGUUGGUCUCCAAGUUGGAGUCUUGUUCCACGGUUUUUGUGUUAAGACUAUUACAGCCCUGUCCUUUGCUCCUACCACACCAAACAACUUACCUGUGUGGUCACUGUUCAGUAGAGGAAACUUUUUGUUUUUCAGGAUAUGGGUCUGCAGGAUGGAGUUCUUCCGGUCUGGCGUGCUCCUGAUCAGAGUUACUCUGAUCUGAAGAUUUUGGCGUUUAAGGCAUUAAGAUACUAGCCUGAGUUGUUCAUGGAGUUUUUCAUCAGUAUGUCUGAAACCAUUAAAUAUAAUGACGAUGAUCAUAAAACUCUGUUUCUGAAAACACUAAAUGAGCAACGCCUGGAAGGAGAAUUUUGUGAUAUUGCUAUUGUGGUUGAGGAUGUGAAAUUCAGAGCACACAGAUGUGUUCUUGCUGCCUGCAGCACCUACUUUAAAAAGCUUUUCAAGAAGCUUGAGGUUGAUAGUUCUUCAGUCAUAGAAAUAGAUUUUCUUCGUUCUGAUAUAUUUGAAGAGGUCCUGAACUACAUGUACACAGCGAAGAUUUCCGUGAAAAAAGAAGAUGUUAACUUAAUGAUGUCAUCGGGUCAGAUUCUUGGUAUCCGAUUUUUGGAUAAACUGUGUUCUCAGAAGCGUGAUGUGUCCAGUCCCGAUGAAAACAAUGGUCAGUCCAAAAGUAAGUAUUGCCUCAAAAUAAAUCGCCCCAUUGGAGAUGCUGCUGACACCCAGGAUGAUGAUGUAGAGGAAAUCGGGGAUCAGGAUGACAGUCCUUCUGAUGACACGGUAGAAGGCACUCCCCCGAGUCAGGAGGACGGCAAGUCACCCACCACAACGCUCAGGGUUCAGGAAGCGAUCCUGAAAGAGCUGGGGAGUGAGGAAGUUCGCAAGGUCAAUUGCUACGGCCAGGAAGUAGAAUCCAUGGAGACCCCAGAAUCAAAAGACUUGGGGUCCCAGACCCCUCAAGCCUUAACAUUUAAUGAUGGGAUGAGUGAAGUGAAAGAUGAACAGACUCCAGGCUGGACAACAGCCGCCAGUGACAUGAAGUUUGAGUAUUUGCUUUAUGGUCACCAUCGGGAGCAGAUUGCCUGCCAGGCGUGUGGGAAGACGUUUUCUGAUGAAGGCCGAUUGAGGAAGCAUGAGAAACUCCACACAGCGGACAGGCCAUUUGUUUGUGAAAUGUGCACAAAAGGUUUCACCACACAGGCCCACCUGAAAGAACACCUAAAAAUCCACACGGGAUAUAAGCCCUAUAGCUGUGAGGUGUGUGGAAAAUCAUUUAUCCGUGCCCCAGAUUUAAAGAAGCAUGAGAGAGUUCACAGUAAUGAAAGACCGUUUGCGUGCCACAUGUGUGACAAAGCCUUCAAACACAAGUCUCACCUCAAGGAUCACGAACGAAGACACAGAGGGGAAAAGCCUUUUGUGUGUGGCUCCUGCACCAAGGCAUUUGCCAAGGCGUCUGAUCUGAAAAGGCAUGAGAACAAUAUGCACAGUGAAAGGAAGCAGGUUACCCCCAGUGCCAUCCAGAGCGAGACAGAACAGUUGCAGGCGGCAGCAAUGGCUGCAGAAGCAGAGCAGCAGCUGGAAACGAUAGCCUGUAGCUAGAAGCAGUGGGACAGGGACACUUUGGGAAGUGGAGACUGAGAUGACGUGGAUCAUGAUGAGUGAAUGCCAGUUACUAUAUUUUUGUGGAAAUGUAUGGAACAUUGUACUCACUGGACUUCAGGCAGUGAUUGGUUAGGUAUUUUUAAGACUUUCAAGGAAAUGAUGUUCCUCAGUUCUGACCAAACUGUUUCACUGUCUUGUCUGGUGUCUAGUAUUAAUGUUGCCAGUAAGCACCCCUCUCCCUUUUUUUUUUUUUAAUUUUAAUUUGAGAACUCCUGUGUCCAGUUUAGAAGUGAGAGACUUCCAUUUUUAAUUCCUUUACACUCACCACCCUGGCAGGUUCCCUGCACAGAGUAAUAAGUAAAUUGAUUUCCUAAUCAUCACAAUUCUAUGUGACUUAGGGUCAAAUGAGCAGUUUUAAUAACUUAAUAAAAGUACUUCAGAUAGAUGCAGAAAAUUGGUGAGUAGUUGACCAUGAACACUGCGCAAAUAUAAAAAAAAGUUCUGGAAAUGCAGAAUGGCGUUAGAUUUAUAUUUGGUUUGUUAAUUUUAUAUCACUGUUUUUCACUGUUUUUGUGGACAAAUAAUGGUUGCUUUGCUGAAGUGUUUCUUCCUCAAUCUUGAUUGCCCUGUACCUACCCCAGAAGCUAUAGUCACAUGUCCUACAGGCCAAGCAAACCCACCGGGAUGGUGGGGGGUCUUGGGGCCAAGCUGUUAGGUUUCUCUUAUUUGGGGCAGUGCCACUCCACACCAGCUGGGAUUUGUGAGUGGACCCGUGGUAAGAAGAAUAGAAAAGGCUCUCAGAGAUAAGGUUUUUUACAUGUGUAACAAUCCCAAGAUUUCCUAGAUUAAAAUCUUAAUUGAUUUUGAAAUUGGAUUUUUAUUUAGAAUCAAAAUGAGGACAAGAACAGAUAACUUCUUCAGAUACAUUCGUGUAACUUUACAGAAUGUCAUCAAGCUUUGGGGCUCUCUGGGGCACAUGAUUUAUCCGUAAAGGAGAUGCAGUAUGCUUACUUAAAUUAAUAAAUUUAAAAUCUUUUAAGUGUGUAAAUAGUAGUGUUGGUCUUAUGUAUUUCAAGUAAAAAGUAGACAGCUGCACUUUUUUUGCACAUUGGAUUAAAAUAACUUCCAUCAGCAAACAUCAGACUGUUUUUAACAAAUAUUAAAGAUUGUCAGACCAAA
Molecule: messenger RNA, 3848 nt
Organism: Rhinopithecus roxellana (golden snub-nosed monkey)
Lineage: Eukaryota; Metazoa; Chordata; Mammalia; Primates; Cercopithecidae
Gene: ZBTB14
Product: zinc finger and BTB domain containing 14
Exons: 3
Coding region: 1317-2666 (449 amino acids)
Biological process (GO): regulation of transcription by RNA polymerase II
Cellular component (GO): nucleus
Molecular function (GO): RNA polymerase II cis-regulatory region sequence-specific DNA binding; DNA-binding transcription factor activity, RNA polymerase II-specific; protein binding
Source: RefSeq, a predicted model, not a curated record